AUGGCACCCCGUCUCUUGAACAAAGUAUGCAUCAUCACCGGUACUGGAGGCAGCAUGGGCCAAUUCUCACAAGAGGGAGCCAUCAUUGUCGGAUGUGACAUCAAUAUUACAAACGACGUAGCAACCGUCGAUGCUGUCCGAACCGCAGGCGGCGAGAUGAUAUCCUUAUGUCCCUGCGAUAUCACAAAACGUGAAAACUGCAAGAAACUGGUAAACAAAGGCAUCAAAACAUACGGCCGAAUCGACGUCCUCUACAACAACGCCAGCAUGGCCUACUUUGACUGGAUGAACGAGAUCAGAGACGAAGACUGGUACAAAACCAUCAACGAAGAGCUGAAUCUCAUCUACCUUCUCACCCGGGUUGCGUGGCCUCAUCUUCAAAAGUCCCGUGCAUCCAUCGUCAACGUCGGCUCAAUCAGCGGCGACGUCGCAGUCGCUCCCUUACCGGCCGUCGCACAUUCAGCAGCCAAAGGAGGCGUUAUUGCCAUGACGCGCCAGCUGGCCAUGGAAGGGCAUGAACAUGGCAUCCGGGCUAACACUAUCUCUCCUGGUGUGAUUGAGACGUAA
This is a messenger RNA of Aspergillus wentii DTO 134E9, 567 nucleotides long. RefSeq names its product SDR family NAD(P)-dependent oxidoreductase. Bases 1 to 567 code for a protein of 188 amino acids. The record is from RefSeq and is a predicted model, not a curated record. Gene Ontology annotation, molecular function: oxidoreductase activity, acting on the CH-OH group of donors, NAD or NADP as acceptor. NCBI's taxonomy places the organism in Eukaryota, Fungi, Ascomycota, Eurotiomycetes, Eurotiales, Aspergillaceae. The transcript has a single exon.